This is a messenger RNA of Parathielavia appendiculata, 2100 nucleotides long. Its product is annotated as glycosyltransferase family 3 protein. The transcript has 5 exons. Gene Ontology annotation, cellular component: cytoplasm. Gene Ontology annotation, biological process: glycogen biosynthetic process. Gene Ontology annotation, molecular function: alpha-1,4-glucan glucosyltransferase (UDP-glucose donor) activity. Bases 1 to 2100 code for a protein of 699 amino acids. The record is from RefSeq and is a predicted model, not a curated record. Lineage: Eukaryota; Fungi; Ascomycota; Sordariomycetes; Sordariales; Chaetomiaceae.
AUGGCCAACGAAGACACGGACCGCGAGCGGCGCGAGGUUAGAAAUCAUGUCCUAUUUGAGAUUGCAACUGAAGUCGCACAUCGAGUUGGGGGCAUCUACUCGGUCAUCAAGUCCAAGGCCCCGGUAACCACGGCUGAAUAUGGCGACCGCUACACUCUCAUUGGACCCCUCAAUCACCAGUCUGCGGCCGUCGAGGUCGAGGCCAUGGAGCCCACCAAUCCCGAACUGGCUGCGACCAUCCAGUCCAUGAAAGACCGCGGCAUUGGGAUACUGUAUGGGCGCUGGCUGAUUGAGGGCGCGCCCCGAGUCCUUCUCUUCGACACCAAGACGGCAUACGGCUACAUGAACGAGUGGAAGGCCGACUUGUGGAAUGUUGCCUCCAUUCCGUCGCCUGACAACGAUGACGAGACCAACGAGGCCGUCGUCUUUGGCUACCUUGUCGCAUGGUUCCUUGGGGAGUACGUGUGCCACGAGAAAAAGAAAGCGGUCAUCGCCCACUUUCACGAGUGGUUGGCAGGCGUUGCUUUGCCCCUGACCAGGAAGCGACAGAUUGAUGUGACGACAAUCUUCACCACUCAUGCCACCCUGUUGGGCCGGUAUCUGUGCGCCGGCUCGGUGGAUUUCUACAACAACCUCCAGCAUUUCGACGUUGAUGCUGAGGCGGGCAAGCGGGGCAUCUAUCACCGGUACUGCAUUGAGCGGGCGGCAGCGCAUUCCUGCGACGUCUUCACCACCGUCUCCCAUAUCACGGCGUACGAAAGCGAGCAUCUGCUCAAGCGGAAGCCCGACGGAGUACUUCCCAACGGGCUCAACGUCACAAAGUUCUCGGCUGUCCACGAGUUCCAGAAUCUGCACCAGCAGUCCAAGGAGAAGAUCCACGACUUUGUGCGGGGCCAUUUCUACGGCCACUAUGACUUCGACCCGGAGAACACACUCUACUUCUUCACGGCCGGACGGUACGAGUUCCGGAAUAAGGGUGUCGAUAUGUUCAUUGAAUCGCUGGCCCGGUUGAACCACCGGCUCAAGGCGUCCGGCAGCAAGACGACGGUGGUCGCCUUCAUCAUCAUGCCCGCUCAGACGUCAUCGCUGACGGUCGAGGCUCUGAAAGGACAGGCCGUGAUCAAGUCUCUCAGGGACACAGUGGACACGAUCGAGAGGAAUAUUGGCCGCCGCAUCUUUGAACGGUCCCUUAAGUGGCAUGAUGGCGACCCAAUGCCCGAAGAGAAGGAGCUCAUUUCCAGCCAGGAUCGCGUGUUGCUCCGCCGGCGCUUGUUUGCCAUGAAGAGACAUGGGCUGCCGCCAAUCGUUACGCACAACAUGGUUAACGACCAUGAGGAUCCGAUUCUGAACCAGAUUCGCCGGGUGCAGCUCUUCAACCACCCCAGCGACCGGGUCAAGAUCGUCUUCCACCCCGAGUUCCUGAACUCCGCGAACCCGGUGCUGCCCCUCGACUACGAUGACUUCGUGCGGGGCACGCACCUGGGCGUGUUCGCGUCUUACUAUGAGCCGUGGGGUUACACGCCGGCCGAGUGCACCGUGAUGGGCGUACCGAGCAUCACGACCAAUCUCUCGGGGUUCGGGUGCUACAUGGAGGAGCUGAUUGAGAACUCGAGCGACUACGGCAUCUACAUUGUGGAUCGUCGUACCAAGGGAGUCGACGACUCGGUCAACCAGCUCACGUCGUACAUGUUCGAGUUUGCGCAGAAGAGCCGCAGGCAACGCAUCAACCAGCGGAACCGGACCGAGCGGUUGAGCGACCUGCUUGACUGGAAGAGGAUGGGCAUGGAGUACGUCAAGGCCCGGCAGCUUGCUCUGAGACGGGCAUACCCCAUGUCUUUCAACGGCGAAGAGGAGGAGGACUACAUCCCGGGCGUGGAUCAGAAGAUCUCGCGGCCUUUCUCAGUGCCCGGCUCGCCUCGGGAUCGGACGGGCAUGAUGACUCCUGGAGACUUCGCAAGCCUCCAGGAGAGCCACGAGGGUCUCAGCACCGAAGAUUAUGUCGCGUGGAAGCUUCCUGAGGAGGAGGACCCUGACGAGUACCCGUUCCCGCUCACGCUGAGAACCAAGUCGUCUGCGGGGCUCCCGACGAACGGCAACUGA